AUGGGUGUGGACGGCGACAACGUCCAGUUCAACGGCGGCGUCGAGUGGGGCGUGAGCGUGAGCGACGACACGUGGCGGGCGCGGACGGGCGAUUGGACCAAGUGCCUCGACGCCUACGACGCGCGCAACGGGGGUGCUGUGCACUUGUAUCCGUGCGACGGCAGCAACCUCAACCAAAAGUGGCGCUACGACCCGGCGACCAAGCAGCUCAAGCACCUCACGCACGCUGGUUUCUGCCUCGACAUGGGCUCGGAGGCCGGUACCCGCGCACACCUCUACUGGUGCGACGCCGGCAACGGCUUGCAGCGCUUUGAUGCUUCCAGUGCGUUUUUCUAG
This is a messenger RNA of Saprolegnia parasitica CBS 223.65, 336 nucleotides long. RefSeq lists its product as hypothetical. The transcript has a single exon. The record is from RefSeq and is a predicted model, not a curated record. Lineage: Eukaryota; Oomycota; Saprolegniomycetes; Saprolegniales; Saprolegniaceae. The coding region runs from base 1 to 336 and encodes 111 amino acids.